AUGGUUAACGGUUAUGCUGUGCCUCUCACCAGGGUGGUGACAUCACCAGCUGGCACCGUGUGUAUGAAUAGCCGGGUAUAGGAGAGCUGCUGCUGUUACACAAUGUACACAGGCGCCUUGCGUAAUGCUCUCAUCAUGUGACCUGGGUGCCUGCAGGGGAAGCAAGGGGUGGUCCGGGCCAGUCGUCUUCAUUACUAUUUAACACUGAAGACAGAGACGGUGGCAUCUUCCAUGAAGCUUUGUCGUCACUCGACGGCAGCAAGUGCCGCAACACAGCGCAGUGAUGUGAAAGCUCAGACUCACCCCGAUAAGAGGAAACCCAAAACUGGGAUCCUUAUGCUGAACAUGGGGGGUCCUGAGACUCUAGAUGACGUCCACGAUUUUCUCCUCCGUCUAUUUUUGGACAAAGAUCUCAUGACUCUCCCGGCACAAAGCAAACUUGGGCCUUUCAUUGCCAAACGUCGCACCCCAAAAAUUCAAGAACAAUACAGAAAAAUUGGUGGAGGAUCCCCUAUAAAGAAAUGGACAGCUCAGCAAGGAGAAGGCAUGGUGAGAGCUCUGGACGAACUGUCCCCGGCCACAGCGCCUCAUAAAUAUUACAUUGGUUUCCGGUACGUCCAUCCGCUGACAGAGACGGCGAUCAGCGAAAUGGAAAGUGACGGCGUAGAGAGAGCAAUCGCCUUCACACAGUACCCUCAGUAUAGCUGUUCCACCACCGGAAGCAGUCUGAAUGCGAUUUACCGAUACUAUAAAUCCAAAGGCGCUAAGCCCAACAUGAAGUGGAGCGUUAUUGACAGAUGGCCAACGCACCCUCUCCUUAUCCAGUGCUUUGCGGACCACAUACAGAAAGAGCUGAGUAUGUUUCCAGUAGAGAAGAGAGGCGACGUGGUCAUCCUGUUCUCUGCCCAUUCUUUGCCCAUGGCGGUGGUAAACCGCGGAGAUCCAUAUCCACAGGAGGUCGGAGCCACGGUGCAAAAAGUCAUGGAGAAACUGAAUUUCUCAAACCCCUAUAGACUUGUCUGGCAAUCCAAGGUGGGGCCCAUGGCUUGGUUGGGUCCCCAAACUGACGAAACAAUUAAGGGUCUCUGCGAGAGAGGGAAGAAGAAUAUUCUACUGGUUCCCAUUGCCUUCACUAGUGAUCAUAUCGAGACCCUCUACGAGUUGGAUAUAGAAUACGCCCAGCAUCUUGCCAACGAGUGCGGUGUUGAGAACAUCAGAAGAUCUGAGUCGCUUAACGGAAAUCCAUUGUUCUCCAAGGCCCUUGCUGACUUAGUCCUGUCCCAUAUGAAGUCCAACGAGAUCUGUUCCAAACAGUUAACUCUACGGUGCCAGAUGUGCGUUAAUCCCGUCUGCGGAGAAGCUAAGGCGUUCUUUACAAGUCAAGACCUGUGAGCAAGACGUAUGGACGCUCUGCAGAGAGAGGAUUUACUAUUUGCAAUUGCAGGGUUUUUUUUUUAUAUUUAGUUUUGUUUUUAUUUCCAAUCUAUAUAAUUCAUGCAUUGUGCUUUUUAUUUUUUUUUGUAUUUUUUUUUUGUAUUUUUUUUUUAUGCGUCACUGUGGUUGCUUUCAGGUUUUUCUUCUUAAAAAAAACUACUAUGCUGCCAUAAGUGUUGGUGCUACCCACCAUAACUUCACCUGUCUUGUCUCCUCUCCUUGUGAGAAGGGUAACGACUCGUUAGGGAAAGUUUUUUUUUUUUAAUAUAUUUGGUUACAAGUGGUGAUAUAGAGGAUGGCUGGAAAUGUAACUAUAUGGCUCUGACGUUUAUAUCAUGCGUUUACAUAUUUAGGGGUAGCUUUACUGUCCGUCGUUUGAUCGAUGGAUUUCAAAGGUCUAUAAUAAUUAAUGCUAAAUCGGGUUUAUUUAGCACUAAUUACCAUUGCCCUUUGAAAUCCAUCGGUCAAAACUGUCGAUCGUCGGCAGAUACUAAAUCUACCCCUUAGAAGUUAUGGGAAAGAAUGUAGAGGUAAUAAUCCAGCAACCAAGUCUUCCUCCGGAAUAAUACUUUAUACUGUGACCUAAACCGCCCUCCCCACUUUUAGUGCUGCCCCAACUGUUGCCUUACUGCUUCUGCUGGCAGUCCUCCACCAAUGCGACCGUUAUACCGGACAAAACAUCUGUAAUCCACCUACAAUAAAAAAUGUUUGGUGAAUACGUAAUUCCUCACUCAAUAACCCUUCCACAUUAAACCAUAUAAGUAAUAUAUUUUAGUCUAGCUCAAGCAACUGAUUCAUUGCUGGGAUACGUAGUCCGACAACUACUUUAUUGAAUUCAUACAGUGGAUUGGCUUAUAAUUAAUGUAUUCUGCUUCAUUGUAACUUAUGUCUUAAUCGCAUCAUAUGCAAAACAGGCCGGCGGAAGCAGCGUAAUCCAUUACACAGAACAAUGCAUCAUAUUUGAACUAUUGUUGUAUUGUAAAUUGAUACAUUUAUUAAAUACAAUCUGAUUGAACACCCUG
Pseudophryne corroboree (corroboree frog) is the source of this 2456-nucleotide messenger RNA. RefSeq names its product ferrochelatase (gene FECH). Gene Ontology annotation, molecular function: protoporphyrin ferrochelatase activity. Gene Ontology annotation, biological process: heme biosynthetic process. The record is from RefSeq and is a predicted model, not a curated record. Lineage: Eukaryota; Metazoa; Chordata; Amphibia; Anura; Myobatrachidae. Gene Ontology annotation, cellular component: mitochondrion. The transcript is spliced from 11 exons. The coding region runs from base 232 to 1392 and encodes 386 amino acids.